Molecule: messenger RNA, 4469 nt
Organism: Setaria italica (foxtail millet)
Lineage: Eukaryota; Viridiplantae; Streptophyta; Magnoliopsida; Poales; Poaceae
Product: protein FAR1-RELATED SEQUENCE 7
Exons: 8
Coding region: 84-2996 (970 amino acids)
Biological process (GO): regulation of DNA-templated transcription
Molecular function (GO): zinc ion binding
Source: RefSeq, a predicted model, not a curated record
ACCGAACCCCAAACCAAGCCUCCAGCCUCCAGCCCUCCACGGCGCCAACUAGCCCCCUCCAUCCUCCCGUCGCCGCGCCGACGAUGAGCUCCUCGGCCGCGUCCCCUCCCCCUCCUUCUGACCCCCACCCGGCUCCCGGUCCCAAUAUCGCCGAGCCCGCCUCGUCAGGCAGCCACGCCUCCCCCUCGCUCCCCUCCCCGCCAAAACCUAACCUCCCAGUCACCACCCCGCCGCCCCGGGACACCUCGGCGACGACCACCACCGCCGCUGCGCCGUCCGCAGCCACCCGGGGGCUCACCAUCGCCGCCCCUCCAUCGCGCAAGACUUCACGGGCCAACGCUACCGGGCCUUCCCGAAAUGCCCCGCGAGGUCCCAACGCCACCGCCACCGCCACCGCCACCGCCACCAGUGCGGCGCCGCCCAGAAAUUCCUCAGGGGCUACCGCAUUUACUCCAGUGGUGUCCCGGCACCCCGCGGUCGCCACCGCCGCCGACGCCGCCACGGCGCCCACGAAACCCCUUGGGGCGGGGCCCGCGGCCGCGCCUACGCGGCCAGAGGAGUACACGCCGCGGAUGGGGCAGGAGUUCGGGUCAGAGCAGGAGGCGUACGAGUUCUACCGCUACUACGGCUGGAAGGUGGGGUUCAACGUCCGCAAGGAGUACGCCAACCGUAGCAAGAAGACCGGUGAAAUCACCUCCCGCAAGUUCGCCUGCUCGCGCGAGGGUCAUCGGGCCAGUCACACCAGCAAGGGGCCGGUGCCGGACUCAAGGACGGGGUGCAAUGCGCACCUCAUCGUCCGGCGACCGAAGCCUGGCGCCAAAUUAGAGGUCUAUGCUUUCCAGCCGCGGCACAACCACCCGCUCGCCCCGUCCUUCGUGACCUGCCCAUUCCUGGGGACGGCAGCAGCACCUGAUGCUGUUCCGCCUCCGGAUUAUCCAGUGAAUGGGGGUGAGCCACUGGGAGUGCAGAAUUGUGCAGAAGGGGACAAUGCUGUGACUGCGAGUGCAGGGGAAGGUGGGCAACGGAGGCCUCUGCGGAUGAGGAGGCAGUGGGAGAUGAAGUAUGGGGAGGCUGGCACUUUACUGAAUUACUUUCAGGAACAGUCUCAGGCUGACCCUGGCUUCUACUAUGCAGUGCAGUUGGAUGUUGAGGAUAAAGUGGCGAAUGUAUUCUGGGCAGAUGCGAGGAUGGUUAUCGACUACAGUCAUUUCGGUGAUGUUGUCGCGUUUGAUGUGGUGUCAAGAAACAGUAUUAGCCUCCGUCAUUUCGCCUCCUUUGUUGGCUGCAACAAUUUGGGUGAGCCUAUUCUUUUCGCCCUGGCGCUCAUGUAUGAUGAAACUGCUGAGUCUUUCCAGUGGCUGUUUGAGACAUUCCUGCAUGCAAUGUCACAGCAAGCGCCAAGGACUUUCUUUUCACAUCAAGACAUGGUUAUAGCAAAGGCCGUGUCGCUGGUGAUGCCUGGUACAAGUCAUGCUAUAUGCGCAUGGAAUCUAAAGCAUGCUGCAACCAGGAUUUUGAAUCAUCUUGGUAAAGGUGACUGCAGUUUUAUCAAGGAAUUCAAGGCUUGCAUCAAUGAGUAUGAGGAAGAGAUGGAGUUUAUCACUUCUUGGAAUGCUAUGAUCAAUAAACAUAACCUUUGUGAUAAUGUAUGGUUGCAAAAGGUAUUUGAAGAAAAAGAGAAGUGGGCCAAACCCUAUGUAAAAGGAAUAUUUUCAGCAGGGAUGAAGGGUACACGAUUUAAUGAUAGCCUGCAUUCUGAGGUGCGGGAUCAUUUAAGAGCCGAGGUGGAUAUUAUUUUGUUCCUGAGGCAUGUCCAAAAAGUGGUCAAUGAUAGGCGCCACAAGGAACUGGAAAUUGAGUAUAGUUCAAGGCUUAAGUUGCCUUACUUCAAGAUUAAAGCUCCUGUUCUACUACAAGCUUCCGAGGUCUAUGCCACUAUGAUCUUUCAGCUUUUCCAAGAAGAACAUGAAGAGUUCCAGUCAGCUUACAUUGUGAACCGUGAUGAAAGUGGCCCGUGUCGUGAAUAUACUGUUUCAGUUAUUGAUAAAGAGAAGCAAUUUAAGGUUUAUGGAAACCCUACAGAACAGACGGUUUCUUGCUCAUGUAGAAAGUUUGAGACAAAGGGUUUCUUGUGUAGCCAUGCACUUAAAGUUCUAGAUGCUAUGGAUAUAAAGUACCUACCAGAUAGAUACAUCUUGAAGCGCUGGACCAAAUAUGCUAGGUGUUUGACAUCCUUGGAGGCUCCAGGUCAAACAUUUCAAACGGAUAAAUCAUUGGAAUUCUCUAGUCGCUAUCAAUGCAUGUGCCAGAAGUAUGUUAGGCUUGUUACUCGAGCAUCGGGAUGUGAAGAAUCGUAUAGAAUACUAGACAAAUUUUGGUUGGAACUUGGAAAGAAAGUUGAUGACAUCUUAUUAAAGCAAACGAGCAUUAGUACAUCUAUGAUCCAGCCUGAUGUUGAGAAUCCUAUGAUAUCCUUGUCUUCCAUCACAGAUGGCACAGAAUCAGAAAAUGUCCUAGAAAAAUCAAGCAAGGCAAGAGCAAAAGAAUCAAAAAAGGGACAAAAAAACAAAAUGCAACCAAGAAACUGCAUUGAAAAAGGCUUGCGAAAGAAGCAGAAGGUGCUUUCGGAGCAACCGUCAGUGAUGUAUUCGUUAGCUGAUGCUUCUGCUCGAUCUGGAAAUGCUACAUUUCAGGACAUACAGGGCUUGGAGGCACAUCCUAACAUGGUUCCUGUGGGCAGCCAAGUUCCAGCUUGUAAAUCUUGCAGGGGGGUGGACCUUUCAAAUCCCAUGGAACCAAUCAAUUAUGAAGGAAUGCACCCUGGGUUAAGUCCCGCUUUCACUCAGGAACUAGAUUUUGUCACAUAUCACACCUCUCUGGCAUCAAGUAAUAGCCCUCAAGACCAGUAUAAUAAGCACUUGGGCACAAAAUCAACCAACUCCACCAAUCUGCAUUCCUCAUUGACAGGGCUUAUAGAAAUGAAUAUCUGGCUAUAGCACACCGCGCCUGUGCAUCUAUUGAUUCUGGCUGAGUUCAUCUGAAGACUUCUGAUGUCUUCAUGCCAUUUGUCAACUGUGAAUGGCCACAAGCAUCUGCUCCAUCAGUGGUCAGUAGUAAGAGCGCUGCCUUUUUUGUUCGCCAGGAGCUUAUCGAGGACUGCUUCGUUAUCUGCUGACUGACUUUGGAUGAUUGGAUAUAUUCAUAGUAAAAAAAGCUCCCAAUCCUUUGGCGAUCUUAUGGAGAAACCCCUCAUGCAGUUGCAGAAAAGAAGUUCAUUAUCAUUACAAACUGUGAAAGGCCCACAUACAGCAUAGACAUCACACUGAGCUUUGGGUUGAGCGUAGCUCAUUAACCAUUUCUGUGAGCUCUCAAGCCAAACAAAUGUCUUUGUUCGACCUGAGACAUCCAAUAAAUGAUGGGUAACCGUUCUUUCAUCUAGUAAGUCGUAUGUGAAGUACUGCUCUUGGUCAUUGUUGACAAAUGUAAAAUUGAAAAGAAAAGGUCCUGCCAUCUCGGGCACUGAGGGAAAGUAUUGGCCGUUCCAUACCCCGCUGAACCAAUAUGGAGCUAGGUCGAUCGAGUUCUUCCUAGAAACAAGACGGCGGUUCAGACCUGUAACCUUGUCCCAACCAAGUUUUGCACCAGGGAGGAAAGUAUCUGUGGGAUAGUCAAAGCUCUGCCAUAAUACAUCAGAUGAGUUUGUGGAGUUCUGUAGAAUGAGGUUUCCAUUGUUCAAUAGUAUAGCUACGGUGUUGUUGGUUGUGGUAUUUGCUUGUGUGGACCAGACCAUGGAGUUGGUGGCUCUGCUGAAGAUGACAAGGUUGCCAUUAUCAGAGAUUUUAAGCUCAGAUGAAGUCUGAUCAGUGAGUGGGUUGUCACCAUUCGCAACCCAUACUUGAGUUAAUUUUGGAACUCUGUUGAACCAAAUACCUAGGUACCAGUUCAGGGUGUUUUGGGAGGACUUACUGCCUGUCUGGAAGAAUCCGAGUGCAAACUUGCCAUUGCUGGAGAUGAGCUUCUCACUGCCGACAAGUGCUUGACCAGGUGUGAUGGUGUCUUUGGCAGCACAGCAUGGUAGGAUGUAUAGGAACAAGAGAAAUCCACAAAGGGUGGGGAUUAGAGGCAUGGUGAAGGACGGGGGAAGUUGGAUCUGGAUCAGAUAGGUGUGUGGUGUAAAUGAUAAAUUAGAAACAUGAAGCUGUACAUAUAACACUCAGCGACACAUAGUUGGUGAAGUCGAGUCUUACCGGUUGGUUCUGAAACUAAAGAACACAGUAUGGUCUAAUGCAUGCUGACAGUGAUACCCAUCCUUAAUUUACUUAUCAAGUGGCUGAAACAAUGUGAAAGAAGGGGCAACUGUGGUCAAUAUUUUUUUGGCUAUUCUUCUGUAUGAUGUAUGAAUGCAUAUGCUGCAAAUUACAUGAAAAAACAGUAAAUAAUUAUUGCAGUCUAUGUGCCUCUUUCCUCCA